UUUGGUAGGUGAGAUCGGCCGCCCGCGCUCUCGCCGGCCUCCUGACCCCUCCUGAGGGCCGGAGGGGCGUGCCUUCGUGGCCACUGGGCGGAGAUCAUGGAGAGCACCCAGGUGAUUGACUGGGAUGCUGAAGAGGAGGAGGAGACAGAAAUAGCCAGUGGAUCCUUGGGGUAUAGCGUGGAGCCUGUAGGGCGGCUACGUCUCUUCAGUGGUACUCACGGACCAGAAAGAGAUUUCCCACUCUACAUUGGCAAGAAUGUAGUUGGCCGAAGCCCUGACUGCUCUGUGACCCUGCCUUUUCCAUCCAUCUCCAAACAGCAUGCAGUGAUUGAAAUCUCAGCUUUGAACAAAGCCCCCAUACUCCAGGAUUGUGGGAGCCUCAAUGGCACUCAAAUCGUAAAGCCUCCUAGGGUCCUGAGCCCUGGGGUGAGCCAUCGUCUGAGGCACCAGGAAUUAAUUCUGUUUGCAGACUUCCCCUGCCAAUACCUUCACCUGGAUGUCCCACCCCCCUUGGUGCCUCAGAGACUGCUAACUGUAGAGAAGACCCCUGGAAUACAGGGAGGGUCCCAAACAUCCAGAGCUUUGUUGGCUGAGGAUUCAGAGGAGGAAGCGGAUUUUCCCUCUAGAAGGUGUGUGGCGAAUGGAUUUAGGAAUACAACAUCCCCUUCGGCAACAGUAGUUCCAGAAAGUGAUGACGAGGACUCUUUUCCAGCCCCAAGUGUCCCUGAGCACUCUUUGCCCUUUGAAUUGGGCAGUGAUACGGAUGAAGAGCAGCAGCCAGCGGUGGGGGAGUCCUCUUUAGCUCCCAGGGAUGGUGCCGCUGGGGAGGCUGAGCAGCCUGACGCUAAUGGAGCGCCAGCUGGCAUCCAGCUGGUGCAGGCUCAGCCUCCUGAGCAACAGUUCAAGGACACCAAAGUCAAGAGGAAGGCAGACAGUGGCGUGGUUCUGGCUGGGUCGAUUUUAGAGAGGAGCCCCACUCUUGGGGAGGACAGUGACACAGAAGUGGAUGAAGAACAUCAGCCAUCUGGCUCUGUGGACAAUGAUGCAGGUGUGGAAGAAGAUACCCCACCUGUACUUCCUUGGAAGCAGCAGCAAGUCCUUGGAGUUGUGACAAGGGACCCUGGAGCACCUGGUGUGGCACAUCUGCAGGACACACCAGCUGGUGGUGACACAGGUGUGGAGCAGGGCAAGACUGCACUGGCUCCCUCUUCAGAGGGAGGCCACACCUCCAUGGUGAUCAACAGUGACACAGAUGAGGAGGGGGAUGUUGCAGCAUCACUCGCCUUGGCCCAUCUGAAAGAAAGAGGGGUGGAUUUGUGGAGCAGAAACCCAGGUGUGGAAGAGGUCAAGUCCCAACCACAGGUCCUUGUAGAACGAAGCCAGAGUGCCUCUGGGAGAGAUAGCGACACAGACAUGGAGGAGGGGCUCUCCGGGGAAAACAGAGGGUUUGUACCUGACAGCCCCAUGGACAUAGAUGAGGCUCUUGUUGUCACACAUCCAGAGAGCCAGCCCUCCCAGAGGCCCAGUGGUGUCAGUGAGGCUGUGAGUAUGAGCUCCCCUGGCAGCCAUCUAGAGGGAAAUCAGGCAUCAUCAGCCACUGUGGACAAGAAAGGAGCAAAAGUGGAAGAGGAAGUCCCCCCGGGGCCUUCUUUUACCCUGGAGGAGAAGCGUCAGGUGCCUGUAGAGGAAGCCCAGGCUCCUGAUGAGGCCUGGGAAACAGCUGUGGAGGAAGGCUCAUCUUCGGCAGUGGCAGAUGUAAGAAAGAUCCCAGGUGCUGGGACAGAGCAGGCUGCAGCUUUGUCUGAGCAGGAAAGCUCUCGUGAGGUGGGGGCCCCCAGCAGGUCAGCUGCCACACCCGUGGAGCAGGCAGUAGUGUGCACAGAUACUUCAGGGGACCCUGCCCUGCCACAGAGGGAAGGAGCCCUCACUGCCACAGGAAGCGGGAGAGAAGCACGUGUUGGCGGGACCCAGAAUGCUAAAGACUGCUGUGAUGAGCCUGAAGAUCUAUGCCUUCCAGCUACCCAGUGCUUUGUGGAGAGUGAGAGCCAGAAUCCAGAAGCUGUCCAGAGUUUGGAAGAUGAGCCUACCCAAGUCUUCCCAUGUACUCUUCCCCAAGAGCCUGGGCCUUCCCAUCUCAGCCUUCAGACUCCAGGUCCAGGCACCUUGGACGCGCCUUGGGAAGUCUUGGCUACACAACCGUUUUGUCUGAGAGAGCAGACAGAGGCCUCUGAGCCCCAGCUCGCUGCCACCCACCUGGAAGCUGGGGAAUCUCAUCCAUCUCUACCUAGGGCCCCACCAGGACACCAGCAUGUUGAAGGCAGAGAAAUACAGACUGUGGAGAAAGCCAUGGGCCUCUUGAGUUGCCAGGUGACACCCGCUGGGAAGGCUUCCGGGGGUGAUCCAGAGCCUCCGUCCCAUCGCCUAUCCUCUCCAGUGCCCGGAUCUUCAGCUCCACCUCAGAGUCUUCUCACCUCGAAGAGACAAAAGCAGUCUACACCUCAGCCUCCAUUUUCAACUUCUUCCCCUUCUGUCGGGCCACGGAGGUCCUCCAGGAUGACCCCUUCCUCACAUUCCUCUGCUGCCUCAGGACCAACAUCUCAGGCCGUUCGGGGCAGGGCAAAUAAGUCCUCCACCAUGACCCCAGAACUGAUUGUUCCUACAGACCCUGAACUCCACCCUCCCACCUCCACAGAACAACCUGUCACCCCAAGCCCCACACCUCGGGCCACGCGGGGCAGGCUAAAUAGGUCUUCCAUCAAGACCCCAGAACCAUUUAUCCCUACUGUCCCUGACCUUCAACCUCCCACCUCCACAGAACAACCUGUCAUACCUAAACCCACGUCUCGGGGCAGGUCACGUAAGUCUUCUCUCAGGACCCCUGAAGCAGUUGUCCCUGCCUGUCCUGAACUCCAACCUCUCACCUCCGUAGAACAGCCUGUUAUCCCUAAACCCAGAGCCACUCGGGGCAGGCCGAGUAAGUCUUCUCUCAGGACCCCAGAACCAGGUGUCCCUACUGGCCCUGAACUCCAGCCACCCACCUCCACAGAACAGCCUGCUGCCCUUAAUCUCACAUCUCGGACCUCUAGGGGCAGGUCCAGUAAGUCUGUCAGGACCCCAGAACCAAGUGUCCCCACUGGCCCUGAAUUCCAGCCACCCACCUCUACAGAACAGCCUGCUGCCCUUAAUCUCACAUCUCGGACCUCUAGGGGCAGGUCUAGUAAGUCUGUCAGGACCCCAGAACCAGGUGUCCCCACUGGCCCUGAACUCCAGCCACCCACCUCCACAGAACCGCCUGAUACUCCUGAGCCCUCUUCUCAGGGCAGGACACUUAGGUCUUCUGUCAGGACUCCCGAAGCCAGUGUCCCCAUAACCCCUAAGAGCCAGCCUUCUGCUGAUCCAGACCAGCCUGUCCCUAAGCCCCCAGCUCUGGGCACUCGGCAAAGGGCAUGUAAGUCCUCCACUGAUGGUCCUGAAUCAGCUGGACUAGCAGCCCCUGAUUCUGAGCCUCUCGCCUCUACAGAUCGUCUUGUCAUCCCUGAGGUAACAGGUGAGAGGGUGAUACUACAGUCUUCACCCGUAAGUGCGUCCUCAAUUCCCAGUGCCCCUGAACUCCAGCCACCUGUCCCCACAGCCCAACCUGUUCUGCUGGAGCCCAUUCCUCAAGCCAGUCAGCAAAGGAGGCGGAGGGCUGUGAGGAAGCAGGCCUCCCACACGGUUGCCGUGGGCCACAAACCUAACUCUGCAUCUGAACCUGAGCCUCAGUCUUCAGUCAGCCAAAGCUCAGGGCCGUCAGAAGCCUCUGAGUCGGAUACAGCCACUCCAGAGCCUGCUAUGGCCCUCAUCCAGAGUGAAGCAGCUAGGGGAUCAGGUAUCAUUCCCAAGCCUGAGCCUGGAGUUCCUCAAGUCUGCAGGAAGCCUUCCACUACCUCAGGCUCACCCCUUGAGAAACGUCCCCGAAGGCAGGUACCGCAGAAAACUGUAGUCAUCAAGGAAGAGGAUCCUGCAGAAGCAGCAGUGAGGGAAGAGCCUCAGGAGAGGGCAGUUCCCACACCAGGUAAGAGAAAGAGGAACCGUGCAGAGAAUGAGACCCAGGGAAACCCAAACCGAAGCCAGCGAACUAAACCUAACCAAGAAGCAACAGCCCCCAAGGUGCUGUUCACGGGAGUCGUGGAUUCUCGUGGAGAGCGCGCAGUGCUGGCUCUGGGAGGCAGUCUGGCCAGCUCAGUGAAUGAGGCCUCCCACUUGGUCACUGAUCGUAUCCGCAGGACAGUCAAGUUCUUGUGUGCCCUGGGGAAGGGGAUUCCCAUCCUCUCCCUGAACUGGCUGUAUCAGUCCCGAAAGGCUGGCUGCUUCUUGCCUCCUGAUGACUACUUGGUGACUGACCCUGAGCAAGAGAAGAAUUUUAGCUUCAGUCUUCGGGAUUCACUGAGGCGGGCUCAGGGACGAAGACUACUGGAGGGCUAUGAGAUUCAUGUGACCCCUGCAGUGCAGCCGCCCCCAUCUCAGAUGGGCGAGAUCAUCAUCUGCUGCGGAGGUGCCGUCCUGCCUCGCAUGCCCCAUUCCUAUAAGGAUUUCUCUGAGCAGCUCUGGCUGUCCUGGAACUCCCUUUUAAACCAAACUGACCUGGAACUCUGAGAUCCACCUGCCUGUGCCUCCUACAGUCGUGUGCCUCCGCUGCACAGCAAGAAACUCCACUUCCUAACAACAAAAAGCUA
Messenger RNA from Psammomys obesus (fat sand rat), 4715 nucleotides. It is a transcript of the gene Mdc1, whose product is annotated as mediator of DNA damage checkpoint 1. Gene Ontology annotation, cellular component: nucleus. Gene Ontology annotation, molecular function: protein binding. Gene Ontology annotation, biological process: positive regulation of transcription initiation by RNA polymerase II. The record is from RefSeq and is a predicted model, not a curated record. The coding region runs from base 97 to 4635 and encodes 1512 amino acids. NCBI's taxonomy places the organism in Eukaryota, Metazoa, Chordata, Mammalia, Rodentia, Muridae. The transcript has 15 exons.